This is a messenger RNA of Ustilago hordei, 900 nucleotides long. RefSeq lists its product as uncharacterized. The record is from RefSeq and is a predicted model, not a curated record. Gene Ontology annotation, molecular function: acyltransferase activity, transferring groups other than amino-acyl groups. Bases 1 to 900 code for a protein of 299 amino acids. The transcript has a single exon. Lineage: Eukaryota; Fungi; Basidiomycota; Ustilaginomycetes; Ustilaginales; Ustilaginaceae.
AUGAGUACAGACCCAGCCUCGCUCUCGAUCGACGCCGAGGCCGACGGCCAGGAUUGGCCUAGCUUUGUCCUUCCCAGCAACUCGUCUCCAGGUAUCCCACUCGUUGGCACGAACAGCAAUGCAUCACACUCAGCCAACCUUUCAAUCUCGUCUCCUAGAUCCCCGUUGGCGGCCGAAAGCAAGCGAAAGAGCACCAGGGUAGCGAAUCUGCUAGCUCUCACAGAGCUGCGAAAGGCAACAUGGGCACGAAUCUACGCUAGCGGACUGAGCACAGGCGAUGCAGACAUCACGACAAGCCGCGUUCCGACUUGGAAGCAAUUCGAUGCAGUGAUGAUCAAGCGUCAUCGCUUCAUUGCAGUUGAUCCAAGAGAUAACAGGACCAUGGGAUGGAUUGCCUGCUUUUACCCCUAUCCGCAGCUGGAGCCAUUCUACAGUGAAGACGAGGCUGUCUCUGAUGUGGGACUGGCGGAGGAAGAAGAUGUCAGGCAAGGACGGAUGGUAGAGCUGCAAGUCAUGGUAGCGGAGACGGAAAGGGGCAGAGGCGUAGGUACCUUCCUGGUCAAGGCAGUGCUGGCUUCACUCGAGACAGACUGGCGAUACUCGACGGUGCAGGCAAGCUGCUUCCCCGAGAACGAGGCUUGUCGGAAACUGUUGGAGCGGUGCGAAUUUCAGAGCGUCUCGACGAGGAGUAAAGUGGUCAAGAUGAUCGACGGCCCCAGAAAAGGCGAUUGGAGAGAUCUUGUCACCUUUGAAUUCAAGCUGCCACCAAUACCGCCGUCGAAGCGACAGCAGCAGCAACCGCCACCGCCACUUCAGCAAGAGCAUCCACUUUGGACUGCACCGGUCAUAAAUCUGACAAUCGAUCCAAAGGCGUUGUUCAAACGACCACGACUCGGAUGA